AUGGGUUCAAUGGAGAUGGAGACUAGUACAGCAACUGUCAGAGAAGAGGAUGAGAGAAAACCAGAAAUUGAUUUGAAUGAAAACAAGCUAGGAAAUGAUAAUGAAAAGAAUUUUAUGAAGAAGAAGAAAAAGAGCAAGUUUAAUUUUAUUCCCAAGUUGGGUUGUAUGAAAUUGAAUGACGAAUUCCCGGCUGUGGAGGAGAAACCCAACGUUGACGGAAGUUUUGACGUCGAAGCUGGUAGCAAUCAGAAGACUAGCGAGCCGAAUCACCUUAUUGUUAUGGUUAACGGAAUUAUUGGAAGUGCUCAAAAUUGGAGAUAUGCCGCCAAACAAUUUGUCAGGACCUAUCCUAGUGAUGUUGUCGUACACUGCAGUGAAUCUAAUUCUUCAAUGUUGACAUUUGAUGGUGUUGAUGUAAUGGGAACGAGAUUAGCUGACGAGGUGAUUUCUGUUGUAGAUCGCCAUCCAAAUCUUCAAAAGAUUUCUUUUGUAAGUCACUCACUUGGUGGCCUAAUCGCAAGAUAUGCGAUUGCUAGGCUUUAUCGACAAGAUUUUUCAAGAAAACUUGGUGAAGAAAAUGACGAGCGUCAAGGGGAGUCUAACGGAUCAUUUGCAGAAGAGAAAUGUAAAGACAGAAUUGCUGGACUUGAACCUGUGAACUUCAUUACCUUGGCAACACCACACCUUGGAUCAAGGGGGCAUAAACAGGUACCAGUGUUCUGUGGGCUUUACAGCAUGGAGAAAGUAGCAUCACGUGCGUCAUGGAUACUUGGAAGAACUGGGAAACAUCUAUUCUUGACCGAUAGUGAUGACGGAAAAUCUCCUCUUUUGCUUCAGAUGGUCAACGACUCUGAAGAUCUUAAAUUUAUAUCCGCUUUGCACUCAUUCAAGCGACGUGUGGCCUAUGCGAAUGCACGUUUUGACCAUCUUGUUGGAUGGAGUUCAUCGUCACUGCGUAGAAGGAAUGAGCUACCGAAGAGACGAAAUCUUCAAAAACAUGCUAAAUACCCACACAUUUUAUAUGAAGUGGCUUCAAAAACUGACAAACCUCAAGUUCAUUUGGAAGCCAAAAUUGUUAGAGGCAAGACCAAUGAAAUGGAAGAGGAAAUGAUCAGAGGUUUAAUGAGAUUGAGCUGGGAACGUAUUGAUGUCAACUUCAGUGGAACUAUACAAAGAUUUCUUGCACAUAAUACUAUUCAGGUAAAAACGUACUGCAUAAAUUCUGCUGGAGCCAAUAUAAUACAACAUAUGAUCGACAAUUUUGUAUUAUAG
Molecule: messenger RNA, 1272 nt
Organism: Fraxinus pennsylvanica
Lineage: Eukaryota; Viridiplantae; Streptophyta; Magnoliopsida; Lamiales; Oleaceae
Source: the annotation of a GenBank genome assembly